Molecule: messenger RNA, 427 nt
Organism: Hyaloscypha bicolor E
Lineage: Eukaryota; Fungi; Ascomycota; Leotiomycetes; Helotiales; Hyaloscyphaceae
Exons: 2
Coding region: 97-357 (86 amino acids)
Source: RefSeq, a predicted model, not a curated record
UCUCAAUUUCUUUGUCAAACAGUGUCACUGAUGAGCCCCUGUGUGAUGCACUCACAGUCCAAUUGAUGGACUUAGCAGUGGAGCGCCUCUCCACAAAUGCCAAGCGUGAUUUGCCUUUUCCUUUGGCUCGCGGCUGGCGUGCUUGGCGUGCCGUUGGGAAAUGAGUGGAAUGUUCUUGACUCUUUCUGCUCCGGCAGGAUUUGUGGAGUCGAACCGUCAAACGACGAGUGCGGCAUUGCUUGUACGGCAGUAGACGGGAUUUGGAACGUGGUUCGAUCUGUCAAAAGAAUUGAACAAGAACAAAAGGGGAUAGCCGAAGGAAAAGGGUUGUCUCAAGAAAUUGUUUGGGGGGGCUAAUGAGAUUGAUUGUUUAAGACAACACUGAAUUAUACGCAGUAUGGUAUCUCUGUAGCAAACGCCGGCCCCA